AUGAAUGAAAUGGUCGAAAAUCGAAGCAAAAGUCAACGAUUAAGUGUCCGAUCGGUGGACGCAAUGGUUGUGUCCACUCGGAAGACAAUUAAACACAAGACAACUCUUCCGGCGAUCGCCAAAAGUGGGAAAUCACCCGUCGAUGAGGCGAUGGUCAGAAAGUCGGGCAGACAUUUGUCGCAAACGCCGUUGAAUGGUAUGAUUGGAUCCAAUGGUAAAUAUGGGUUAAGGAAAAUCCCGCCAAUCAGUUACUCAAGACUUUCUUCCUCUGGUGUCAAAACUAUAGCAGCAAAAGAUAAUGACAUAAAUACGGCUAAAAGUGUUGUGAAAAGUGAUAGUAAAGUGACGGACAAGAAGAAUGUGGUCAAUGGAAGUGGUGUUUCAGAAGUCAGUAACAAACCAGUGGUUAACACAAGACAUUCAUCACGUAAUCAGAAGAUAUCUAAUUGUCGUACUAUUGAUAGCAAUUGGGAACAAUGCUUGUCGUCAACCAAUUGGUGGAUAAUAUUCAAGAAACUUCAUAAGGACUUUGAGUUAAAGCGCAAAAAGUCUGAUGUGUUGCCGACAAUCGCCAGAAUUAAUUAUGAAAAACAAUUGCCUGCAUAUGAGGGCACAUAUUAUGAUUAUUUAGAGCUUUAUAUCCAAUUCGGUUAUGUGUUUCUGUUUCUAUCGAUCUUUCCAUUGGCGCCAAUCAUUGCGUUUUGCAAUAAUAUGAUUGAAAUUCGUUCGGAUUCACUGAAAUUAUGCUUCGGAUACAAGAGAUCUCAUCAAAGAUCGGCCAAAAGUAUUAGUGGUUCGUGGAUGAAAGCAUUUGAAGUGAUGAGUAUAAUAGCUCAUUUCAUAUUAGGUGUGAUUCUCAUUAUAUCAUACGUAGUGCCAGAUAUGCCCAAAGCUGUGAGUGUGGCUCUUAUGCAACAAAACUUCGAGAAUCGCAAAACCAAAAUCCAAUCCGUUCUCAAGAGAAGUAGUUCCAUACGUAACACAAAGUUCCUCAAUAAACCACAAUAA
Messenger RNA from Medioppia subpectinata, 1008 nucleotides. NCBI's taxonomy places the organism in Eukaryota, Metazoa, Arthropoda, Arachnida, Sarcoptiformes, Oppiidae. The record is from the annotation of a GenBank genome assembly.